GAUGUGACUAACUACAUAGUAUUAGGUUAACUUUGCAUGGUGUCAGUUCUCCCAUCUUAGACUGAUUUUGAGAGUGACACGUUAUUUCUUCAUGCAAUGUUCCUUGCUAUCAUCGCUACACGUUCUUGUUUGUGUCAUGUUCGUUUCUGUUUAUGAUCAUUCCUACUAGAAAAGCAAACAACAACAACUGAGUUCCUAUGUUUACUGAUUCUGUGUUUUCCAAGUUUUCCAACAAAAUUAGCUUUAUAUCCAUUAUUAUGUAUAUGAACUAGUGAGAUGAGUUCUGAGAGAGUACCAUUAUUGUAAACAAAUUUACUAAUUAGAGAGAAAAAUUCAGAAGCAUGAUACCACUGAGUCUGAUCUCUGAGUGUACCAAGAAUUUGGCUAGUGAACAUGCACAAGUGGUGCCUAUUUCUCUUUUUGUGGCUGUUCUCUGCCUUACUUUGAUCAUUGGUCACUUGUUUGAAAGAAAUCGAUGGAUUAAUGAAUCCAUAGUUGCCAUCAUAAUAGGAAUCAUUGCUGGAAUUAUACUGUUAUUGAUCAGCAAAGGAAAGAGUUCUCGCAUCCUUACAUUUAAUGAAGAACUAUUCUUCAUAUAUCUCCUUCCUCCCAUAAUAUUCAAUGCAGGAUUUCAGGUGAAGAAGAAACAAUUCUUCCAUAACUUUUUAACCAUCAUGAUGUUUGGUGUCAUCGGUGUUUUCAUUUCAACUUUUGUUAUUACUUGCGGCAGCUGGUGGAUAUUCCCCAAGUUGAACUUGCUUGGCCUGACAGCGAAAGAUUAUCUUGCUAUAGGAACAAUUUUCUCAGCAACGGACACAGUUUGUACCCUGCAGGUUCUGCAUCAAGAUGAGACUCCUUUACUUUACAGCCUAGUCUUUGGGGAAGGAGUGGUAAAUGAUGCCACAUCAGUUGUUCUCUUCAAUGCAGUGCAAAAGCUUGAUGUUUCAAAAUUUAGCAGCAAGACAUUCCGGUUUAUUGGAGAUUUCUUCUAUCUAUUCGGAUUAAGCACUGGUCUAGGAGUUCUAGCUGGCCUCCUCACAUCAUAUAUCUUGAAAGCCUUAUGCUUUGGAAGACAUUCAAGUGUUCGUGAAAUUGCAUUGAUGAUAUUAAAGGCAUACCUAUCCUAUAUGUUGGCAGAGCUAUGUGAUCUAAGUGGAAUCAUCACCGUUUUCUUUUGUGGAAUACUCAUGUCACAUUAUGCAUGGUAUAAUAUGGCUGAAACUUCAAGAAUCACAACCAGGCAUGUGUUUGCAACAAUGUCAUUUAUUGCAGAAACCUUCAUAUUCCUAUAUGUGGGCAUGGAUGCCCUUGACAUUGAGAAGUGGAAGAUGACUAAAUUAAGUUACGGAAGUUUGAUGGGGAUAUACAGUUCCUUAAUCCUAUUGAUAUUGGUUGGGCGUGCUGCUUUUGUUUUCCCUCUCUCUGCUAUUGCCAAUUAUACAAACACACGUGCCAGUUCUGACCAAGCAUCACGCAUCACUUUCAGACAGCAGAUAAUCAUUUGGUGGGCAGGGCUAAUGAGGGGAGCUGUCUCCAUUGCUCUGGCUUUCAAACAGUUCACAUUUUCUGGAGUUACUUCUGAUCCAGUUAAUGCAACAAUGAUUACCAACACCAUUAUUGUUGUCCUUUUCAGCACACUGGUGUUUGGUUUUCUCACAAAACCAUUAAUAAGAUAUCUGCUACCCCACGCUGCUACAAGGAAAAACAUCAUCCAUGAAGAACCAGGUUCACGAAUUGAGGACUUGAAUCUACCUUUGCUAUCCCUUGAGGAGUCCGCAGCCACCAACAUCAGCCGCGCAAAGGAAAGUUUGUCCAUGUUAAUAGAAAGUCCUGUGUUCACCAUACAUCACUUUUGGAGGAGGUUUGAUGAUGCCUACAUGAGACCUUUUUUUGGGGGACCUCAUAAUAACGGGUCACAGUGCUAGCAGUAUUGCAAAUCAUGUAUAUCUCAGUGAUGCACUUGAAUGUUGGAUCACAAAUGAUGAUCCAUUUAGAUCCAAUUUUGAAGAUGAGUAGCUGCAAUGAGGAUUCAUUGCCAGUGUUUUUCUUAUGCUCAAAUGAGGAAUAUG
This is a messenger RNA of Vigna umbellata (rice bean), 2069 nucleotides long. It is a transcript of the gene NHX3, whose product is annotated as Na+/H+ (sodium hydrogen) exchanger 3. Gene Ontology annotation, molecular function: sodium:proton antiporter activity; potassium:proton antiporter activity. The record is from RefSeq and is a predicted model, not a curated record. Gene Ontology annotation, cellular component: plasma membrane. NCBI's taxonomy places the organism in Eukaryota, Viridiplantae, Streptophyta, Magnoliopsida, Fabales, Fabaceae. Gene Ontology annotation, biological process: potassium ion transmembrane transport; proton transmembrane transport; sodium ion import across plasma membrane.